UAUUUUUAUUAUUUCACCUCAAAUCUGAAUAAAUAUUAUUUCAAGGAUGUUAUUAAUGGUCCAAUGUAAAACUAGUAAAUUGUCCCAACUUGCUUUUGCUGAGAUCAUAACAUUAUGUUAUUUAUUCAAGUUGUUAUGUUGCCCAUGCCUAUUAAGAAAUCAUUUUCUUUCAAUACAAAAAUUUUCCAUGCAUAAAAAAGAAAAAGGUUGUGAACAAUUGAAGUUACUAUAUUUAUUUUUUUAUAUUCGGUUCGCCAUAUCCUUGGCCUUAGUCAUCAGUCAACUUGUAUAAAAGCAUCAAUCAACCCCUCCCUAUUUAUGUCCCUAACAAAAUCUUGAGUUCUCAUGAUUUGUGAGAACAAGGGAAGUCUGGAAAUUCCUUCUUUAAAGUCAUAACUCAAUGCAAUCACAUUCAUUGUCAUUUUUUUUCUCAAUAUGGCAGGUACAAUUUCCUGAACUUAGGUCGAUGGAUCUCUUCCACAUGGACAAUUUAAGCAAAAUAUGGACUGACACUCCUCAAGAAACUCUUACUUUUGAUUGUUUAUGGAAAGUGGAGGUUCGGAAUUGUAAGGGCCUUGAAAAUUUGUUUCCGUAUUGGGUGGCUACAAGUUUAACCCACCUUGGAAAACUUCAAGUGGAGUCUUGUGAGAUCGAGGAAAUAGUCGCUAAUGGAGGUGACACUCCACGCUCCAAUACUACCCAAAAUCUUUUCCCAGAACUAACCUCUUUGGUGUUAUGUGACAUGCCACGACUCAAGAGUUUCUAUCCUAACUUGCCCACUUUGCAUUGGCCAUUAUUGAAGGAAUUAUGUGUGACUCACUGUGACAAACUGAACAUGUUAUCCUUUACGGCAUCCAUGAACAGUUGGGCUCAAAAAUAUGAUCAACAAGACCUUUCAAAUCAAGAAGCACACUCUUCAUUUGAGAGGGACUUUCCCAACUUUGAGAGACUUUUAUUAGUCAAUAACAAUAUUCAUAUGAUACAAGAUGGAAAUUUUCCCGAUGAUAUCUUUAGCAAACCAAUAGCACUAACACUGGCAUGCUUUCAUGAUGAAAAUGCCAUCUUUCCUUCCAUAUUCCUCCUAGAGAGAUUUCAGAAUCUACAAAGGCUUGAGGUAUUAUGUAGCUCCUUUGAAGAUAUAUUCCCGGACGAAGGGCUUGUUGAAGAGGGGAAACAUCCGGUGCUUGAAAAUUUAAGAAAAAUUAAGUUAAACAAGCUACACAACCUGAAGCGUGUGUGGAGAGAAGACUCUUUAGUGUCGAAAAUUCUUCAAAGCAUCAAAAAAUUUGAGAUUUGGGAUUGUCCCUGUUUGACGACAAUAUUUCCAACUGUGGCAUCCUUCCAGAAUCUGACGGAGUUAGUGGUGAAGAAUUCCUCUGGAUUGGUACAUCUAGUAACAGUUUCAACGGUCACAAAUUUGAUGCAUCUCAAUACCAUGACUAUAAUAGGAUGUGAAAAAAUGAAGGAAGUAGUGUCUAAUGAUGGAAACGGAGAAGGAAAAGUGAUUUCUUUUGGAAAUCUACGCUAUUUGAAACUCCAAGAUCUGCCAAGCCUAGAAUGCUUCUCCUCCAUCUUGAGUUGCACCUUCAAGUUCCCAUGGUUACAUAGUAUUGAAGUGGAAGAGUGUCCGAAAAUGAAGACCUUUUCUAAGGGUACGCUAAGCACACCAAAACUAAGUUGGCGGUAUAGUUCGAGUAAGCCUGUUCAGAUACAAGUGGGAAGGAGGGAACUGGGAGGAGGGUGA
Molecule: messenger RNA, 1744 nt
Organism: Eucalyptus grandis
Lineage: Eukaryota; Viridiplantae; Streptophyta; Magnoliopsida; Myrtales; Myrtaceae
Exons: 2
Coding region: 401-1744 (447 amino acids)
Source: RefSeq, a predicted model, not a curated record